Messenger RNA from Candida tropicalis MYA-3404, 822 nucleotides. RefSeq lists its product as uncharacterized. The record is from RefSeq and is a predicted model, not a curated record. Gene Ontology annotation, cellular component: nucleus. NCBI's taxonomy places the organism in Eukaryota, Fungi, Ascomycota, Pichiomycetes, Serinales, Debaryomycetaceae. The transcript has a single exon. The coding region runs from base 1 to 822 and encodes 273 amino acids. Gene Ontology annotation, biological process: mRNA export from nucleus. Gene Ontology annotation, molecular function: mRNA binding.
AUGUCAGAUAUAUUAGAACAAUCAUUAGAUGAUAUAAUUGGACAAAAGAAGUCUAAUUCAUCUUCAUCUUCAAAUAGAAGAUUUCAAUCACGUAAUAAUAGAAGAGGUUCAUCUCGUUCAUCACGUCAUCAUCAUCCAUAUAGAUCAUCCCGUCGUGAUCAAGAUGAUGAAGAUUUAUUUUCAUCAAGAUCAUCAUCAAGAUCAUCAUCAAGUGGAAUUCCUGAAAAAGUUAGAUUAUUAGCUAAUAAUAGACCAACAUUAAGAAUUAAAAAUAUUCAUCCUGAUUUAAAUGGAGAAGAUUUAUCAAAAUUAUUUUCAAAUGUUGAUGAUGUUGAUUUUGUUAAAUUUGAUGAUGAUAAUGAUACUAUAGCAUAUAUUUGUUUUCAAAGAAAUUGUGAUAUAAAUAAUAAAAAUUCAAUUGAAAAAUUUAAUGGUAAAAAAGCUAUGGGAAAUAUAUUAGUUGUUGAAAAUACAGUUAGUUUAUUUGAUAGAAUUAAUCCAAGAAGUAGAGGUCCAAGAGAUAGAAGAAGAGAUUUAUCACCAUCAAGAAGAAGAGAAGGUCCAAGAGAUGGUGGUGAUAGAAGAAGAGGUGGUGGCGAUAGAAGAGGUGGUAGACAUAGUGGAAGAACUAGACCUGCAAAGAAAACUGCUGAAGAUUUAGAUAAAGAAUUGAAUGAAUAUAUGGGUAAAACUUCAGAUAGUUUAGAUGCUGAAUUGGAUGAUUAUAUGAAAAAAGGUAACCAAGAAGAACAACCUGAGCCUGCUGCUAAUACUGCUACUACUACAACAACAACUGAAGGUGAUGUAAUGAAUGUUGAUUAA